Messenger RNA from Acanthosepion pharaonis, 807 nucleotides. The record is from the annotation of a GenBank genome assembly. Lineage: Eukaryota; Metazoa; Mollusca; Cephalopoda; Sepiida; Sepiidae.
AUGUCGAUAAAAAAAUACCCCCCCAAAAAAACAAAAACAAAAAACAAUUGUUAUUUUUUCACUGUAAACGACUUCUUUCUUUCUUUCUUUCUUUCUUUCUUUCUUUCUUUCUUUCUUUCUUUCUCGUUUGAAUUUUCGGUUUUUCUUUCUUUUUCUUUUCCCAUUUUUCCUUCACUUUUACUAUUUCUCUCUCCACCAAUACGUUCUUACUUAACCCACAACCUCACUCCACCGGCCCUAUCUUCAUUCAUCCUCACCACUUUCAUAGGCUUCCUCUUUCAUACCGGUCGCCAGGGGGCGCUAACUAAUCUCAAGUGCUUACCGUGCCAACAGCGUGAUUACUGUCUUCCAACGCGUGUUUUGUCUCUCCUUCCUUCCUUCCUUCCUUCCUUCCUUCCUUCCUUCCUUCGUAGCAUCCUUUUUCUUUCUUUCUUUCUUUCUUUCUUUCUUUCUUUCUUUCUUUCUUUCUUUCUAACGUUUCCCUGCUUCGUUGUACAGAUUUUUACUAUAAUUAAUUCAGCUCAUUACAAUAUAUCUAUCGCAAACUAUUCAUAUCUAUCUAUCUAUCUAUCUAUCUAUCUAUCUAUCUAUCUAUCUAUCUAUCGUAUUUGUAGUAUAUUGACAGUAUCUGUUAUCUAUCGACACGAUUUGCCCGAUGGUUUAAAUUGCGUGACUGAGUUAGUCUUUCUUUCUUUCUUUCUUUCUUUCUUUCUUUCUAUCUAUCUAUCUAUCUAUCUAUCUAUCUAUCUAUCUAUCUAUCUAUCCAAUUCUAUUCAUAUCUAUCUAUCUAUCUAUCUAGCUAGCUAG